Sporothrix schenckii 1099-18 is the source of this 2247-nucleotide messenger RNA. RefSeq lists its product as uncharacterized. The coding region runs from base 1 to 2247 and encodes 748 amino acids. The transcript has a single exon. Lineage: Eukaryota; Fungi; Ascomycota; Sordariomycetes; Ophiostomatales; Ophiostomataceae. The record is from RefSeq and is a predicted model, not a curated record.
AUGAGUGGUAUAGUCAAGAUUGUCGGCGCCGGCAUCGGCCUGGCGUCCGAAGCCAUCCACCACUCGCGUGCCAAGAGCAAGGCUGCCAGGGACGCCGAAGACAACAGCCGCAGCCGCAGCCAGAGUGGCCAGAACACACCCGCUGAGGACACACGCAGUCCAUCUGAUAGCCGCUCGGUCAGCCGACAAGUGAGCGAGCAGGACGGUUCGCCCGCUGCUGGUCCUUCUUCGUACGCCAGCAACAACACCACAGUCGCUGGCCCAUCGAAUGCAAACAACGACCCCCCUGCCUACCUCACACCCGACGAAGAGAAACGCCAGCUUGCCGAAAAGGAGCGACAACUUCUCGAGUCGGACGGCUUCGGGUACUACGAUGACGAGGCCGUCUGGGAGCUCGACGACAUGGCCGAGUACAUGGACCCGCCUGCCUACUCGGAAGACGCCGGCGAGACUCUUGGAUCGCCCGUUUCGCCAGCCGAUGACGGUUCGCGUCGGGGCUCUGGGGCCAAUGACCUUGACGAAGCAGCUGUUGGAGAAGCUGAGGGCGAGGGUGAGGAAAAGGAAGAGAUCAAGAAGCAGCAGCGCAUGGUUCGCGAGCUGGUCCGCAUGGCCGGGCCUGCGCCAACGCCCAUGCGCCGCAUCCCCUGCCCCGUCAUUAUUCCGCAGCGCCGCCCGCGUACAAAGGCCCGUGGUUUUGUGCGCGCCUAUGCGCCCGUCCUCAACGACUGCGGCAUCAACCAGGACGUGUUUCUUCGCUUCCUCAAAGACUGGUACCUUGCCAGCAAGGCCAGCCCUUGGAUUGAUGUCGUCUACGUCGCCGCCGGCAUCGUGGGCUUUGUGCCCGAGAUGGGUGCCCAGAUUGCCAGUGUCGUGGUGCAGGUCGUUGCUGGAACGGCGCGCGAGUUGCAGUCGCGCCACCGCAACAACACCUUCUUGGACCGCGCCAACCAGGAGCUCUUCAUGCCGCGCGGCUUGUUUGCCAUGGUGAUGGCCUUCAAGGACGACAUGCCCAACGCCUCGGGCGGCGGCUUGCUCGGCGGCCUCAAGUCGGCGAUUGGCAAGAGCCUUGUAUCGACGGAGCGCCUCGACAUCAACCAGACCACGGUGAAAUACAGCCAGUUGGCCGCGCUCGGCAGCAACGGUGCCGCCAACAAGGGCCACAAAACCAAGGCUGCCAUGCGCAACCUGCGGAAAAACAACGGCAUGACCUACACCGAGCUCGAGCUGCCCCAGGCCGCCGAGCUCGUCUACCCAGACCUCGACAACGCUGCUGAGCGCGACCUGGCUGCGGUUGAAGGCGGCGGCGAAGUACCCAAGAACAGCAAGUGGCACAGGUCCGGAAAAUUCGUGUCGAGCUACCUAGACCGCCGCGCCCAGGCCGAGUAUGCAGGCACGCACCAGGGCUCGUCGAUGGCCGUGCCCGCCGACGCCCGCAAGCCAUUCAUGUCACGUUUUGCCGACCCCAACCACCCGGCCAACAGCGGGUCGUUGGUCGCACUGUUGUCCGGCGGCAAAAUCGUGCCCGACAACAACAGACGCGGCCAAGGCCUGCUCGGACGUGGCGUUGGUGCCGGUCUGGGCGGUGGUCUCGGUGGCAGUCUUGUUGGUCGCGGCAUGGGUGGCGGCAGUGGUUACCACGAGGACGGCUCCGAGAGCAACUCGUACUGGGAUCGCCGCCGCCGCCAAGGCCCAAUCGGCAUAGGCAUCAGUCUGAUUGGCGCCGGCGUGUCAAAAAUCAGGGAGCAGCGGCAGCAGAGCCAAAAUCGCGCCAUUGACAGCGGAAACCCCAGCGGCAACGGCAACGGCAGCGGCAACGGGUUCUUCGACGACCGUCGUGACAACGACCAGCACCAGCAGGGCCAGAUGCAGUACGCUACUUCCCCAGCUCCGUACGGAGGCUCGUCGGCCUCGUCCAACCCGCCUGCUCCGUACGGUUCGUCGAACCCUCCGGCACCUUAUGGUGGUUCAGCGAACUACCAGAACGAGCAGGCGUACGGCGGUGAUGAACAGCAGCGCAACAACGCUGGCCACAACGCUGGUGCCAACUACCAAGGUGGCAGCACCCAGUACAACAACAUGAACAACCGUCCCAACAACCGCGGCAUGGGUGGUGGUGCAGCCCGCGGUAUCAAGAAGAUCAUGCAGCAGGACGUUUUGUACCUCUUGAUUGUCAAUCUGCCGACUGACGAGGAGGUUCAAACCUCUAUUGCACAGCUAGAGCGUCUAACGUCUCAUUCGAGCCGUUAA